AUGCAGGUCCCAAAUGUAACUCUGGAUGACCUCCAAGCCUUCCAAUCCAAACACUUCCCCGGACACCAGCCAGCCGUGUUUCCCCAAGAAAAUGACCAGACCACAGACGAGGAUCUCGGCUACUACCCAGAUGGAGUGAAGCGCACACUCACAGAUGAGCAGAUUCGGAUUUUCAGACACAGCGAAAUCCAUGCCUUGCUGCGAGAGAGGCAGCUCAAGGAUGACGAGGCGCAAUACCAAGCUCGCAUGCAGUCAUCUGUAGAUGGUGGAUCAGAGGGCAAAGCAGACGCUGCACCGGAAAAGAGAGCUCGGGAAGAUGAGUCUCAGGCGCAAGGUGGAGAUCAGAAGCGGUCGCAGUCACGGAAGGGGUCUAAAAGACACACCCCGGAGGACAAGCCUUCGAACCUCCUAGACUAUGGGAACGAUUCUGAUCAAACGCAAAUGGCAAGGCCACCAGUGUCACGAAUGCCUUAUCAAGGUCGCAGAAUUAUCUCCUACGAUGACUGA
Molecule: messenger RNA, 507 nt
Organism: Penicillium expansum
Lineage: Eukaryota; Fungi; Ascomycota; Eurotiomycetes; Eurotiales; Aspergillaceae
Product: DUF3807 domain-containing protein
Exons: 2
Coding region: 1-507 (168 amino acids)
Source: RefSeq, a predicted model, not a curated record